Molecule: messenger RNA, 2781 nt
Organism: Neomonachus schauinslandi (Hawaiian monk seal)
Lineage: Eukaryota; Metazoa; Chordata; Mammalia; Carnivora; Phocidae
Gene: SLC4A1
Product: solute carrier family 4 member 1 (Diego blood group)
Exons: 19
Coding region: 16-2781 (921 amino acids)
Biological process (GO): bicarbonate transport; monoatomic anion transport; regulation of intracellular pH
Cellular component (GO): basolateral plasma membrane; plasma membrane
Molecular function (GO): bicarbonate transmembrane transporter activity; solute:inorganic anion antiporter activity; monoatomic anion transmembrane transporter activity
Source: RefSeq, a predicted model, not a curated record
AAUCAGAACAGCACCAUGGAGGACUGGCAGGAGGAUCAUGAAGAGGGGCUGGAGGAUGCUCUGGAACAGGAGGAGUAUGAAGACCCAGAUGUCCCUGUGCUUCAGGUGGAGGAGCCAGUAGCUGAUUACGCUGAGCCGACAGCCACAGACUACGACACCAGCCCAGACCCAGACGCCACAUCGCGCGCAGCCACCCACGAGGUGUACGUGGAGCUGCAGGAGCUGGUGAUGGAUGAGAAGAACCAGGAGUUGCGGUGGAUGGAGGCAGCGCACUGGGUGCGGCUGGAGGAGAACCUGAGGGAGGAUGGGGUCUGGAGCCGCCCGCACCUGUCCUACCUCACCUUCUGGAGCCUCCUGGAGCUGCAGAAAGCCUUUGCCAAGGGUACCGUCCUCCUGGAUCUGCCAGAGACCUCCCUGGCGGGAGUGGCCAACCAGCUGCUGGACGGGUUCAUCUACGAGGAGCAGAUCCGGCCUGAGGCCCGAGACCUGCUGCUCCGAGUCCUGCUGCUCCCACACAGCCAUGCCGGAGACCUGGAGGCCCUGGAGGGUGUGAAGCCCACGGUUCUGAUGCGUUCCGGGAACCCCUCACAGCCUCUGCUCUCCCAGCACCCCUCGUUAGAGAUGGAGCUCUUCUGUGAACAGGGCACAGAAGGGCAUUCCCCGUCUGGAAUUCUAGAGAAGAUUCCCCCAGAUUCGGAGGCCACCCUGGUGCUCGUGGGCCGAGCAGAGUUCCUGGAGCGCCCGGUGCUGGGCUUCGUGCGGCUGCAGGAGGCCACGGAGCUGGAGGCUGUGCGGCUCCCCGUGCUUGUUCGCUUCCUCUUUGUGCUGCUGGGACCCGAGGCCCCCAACAUCGACUACACCCAGCUCGGUCGGGCGGCGGCCACCCUCAUGUCUGAGAGGGUGUUCCGCACAGAUGCUUACCUGGCUCAGAGCAAGGCGGAGCUGGUCCGCAACCUGGAGGGCUUCCUGGACUGCAGCCUGGUGCUGCCUCCCUGCGAAGCCCCCUCCGAGCAGGCCCUGCUCAGUCUGGUGCCCCUGCAGAAGGAGCUGCUGCGGAGGCGCUACCUGCUCAGCCCCGCCAAGCCUGAGCCCCGCUUCUACAAGGGUCUGGAUUUGUAUGGGGGCCCAGGGGCCCCUGCUGGGCCAGACGACCCUCUGCAGCGGACAGGCCUGCUCUUUGGGGGCCUGGUGCGUGACAUCCGGCGCCGCUACCCCCACUACUUGAGUGACAUCACAGACGCGUUCAGCCCCCAGGUCCUGGCUGCUGUCAUCUUCAUCUACUUUGCUGCCUUGUCACCUGCCAUCACCUUCGGCGGCCUCCUGGGAGAAAAGACCCAGAACCAGAUGGGGGUGUUGGAGCUGCUCAUCUCCACUGCGGUGCAGGGCAUUCUCUUCGCCCUGCUCGCGGCUCAGCCACUGCUUGUGGUUGGCUUCUCAGGACCCCUGCUCGUGUUUGAAGAAGCCUUUUUCUCGUUCUGCACUAACUACAACCUGGAGUACAUCGUGGGCCGCGUGUGGAUCGGCUUCUGGCUGGUCCUGUUCGUGGUGCUCAUAGUGGCCUUCGAGGGCAGUUUCCUGGUCCGCUUCAUCUCCCGCUACACCCAAGAGAUCUUCUCCUUUCUCAUCUCCCUCAUCUUCAUCUAUGAGACCUUCGUCAAGCUGAUCAAGAUCUUCCAGGACCAUCCACUUCAGAAGCAUUAUGACCACAAUGUGACAGUGGUGCCCAAACCUCAGGGUCCCCUGCCCAACACAGCCCUCCUCUCCCUUGUGUUCAUGGCUGGCACCUUCUUCUUCGCCAUGAUGCUGCGAAAGUUCAAGAACAGCUCCUACUUCCCUGGCGUGCUGCGACGGGUCAUUGGGGACUUCGGGGUCCCCAUCUCCAUUCUGAUCAUGGUCAUGGUGGAUUUCUUCAUCGAGGACACCUACACCCAGAAACUCAGUGUGCCUAAAGGCCUCUCAGUGUCCAACUCCUCAGCCCGGGGCUGGGUCAUCCACCCACUGGGCAUAUAUUCGCAUUUCCCCAUCUGGAUGAUGUUUGCCUCCGCCCUGCCUGCCAUGCUGGUCUUCAUCCUCAUCUUCCUUGAGUCCCAGAUCACCACGCUGAUUAUCAGCAAACCGGAGCGUAAGAUGAUCAAGGGCUCUGGCUUCCACCUGGACCUGCUGCUGGUCAUAGGCAUGGGCGGUGUGGCUGCCCUCUUUGGGAUGCCCUGGCUCAGUGCCACCACUGUUCGUUCUGUCACCCACGCCAACGCGCUCACUGUCAUGGGCAAGGCCAGCGCCCCAGGGGCUGCAGCCCAGAUUCAGGAGGUCAAGGAGCAGCGGAUCAGUGGGCUCCUGGUUGCUGUGCUCGUAGGCCUGUCCAUCCUCAUGGGGCCCAUCCUGUCCCGCAUCCCCCUGGCUGUGCUGUUUGGCAUCUUCCUCUACAUGGGGGUCACGUCCCUCAGCGGCAUCCAGCUCUUUGACCGCGUCUUGCUUCUGUUCAAGCCGUCCAAGUACCACCCAGAUGUGCCCUACGUCAAGCGGGUGAAGACCUGGCGCAUGCACUUGUUCACGAUCAUCCAGAUCAUCUGCCUGGCAGGACUGUGGACGGUGAAGACCUUCCCCAGCACCUCGCUGGCCCUGCCCUUCGUCCUGAUCCUCACGGUGCCUCUGCGCCGCCUCCUGCUGCCGCUCAUCUUCAGGACGCUGGAGCUCCAGUGUCUGGAUGCUGACGAUGCCAAGCCGACCUUCGAUGAAGAGGAGGGUCGGGAUGAAUACAACGAGGUGACCAUGCCCGUGUGA